This is a messenger RNA of Peronospora belbahrii, 2139 nucleotides long. The record is from the annotation of a GenBank genome assembly. Lineage: Eukaryota; Oomycota; Peronosporomycetes; Peronosporales; Peronosporaceae.
AUGGCGGAUCGCCAAACGCCUUCCCAGGAUCUCGACGAUGCUGAUCUUGUGAACUUUGCGUCUUCUUUACUGGACGUUGCCGAUGGGGACUCGGAGCUUCCAGAAGCAACAUUGGAUGCUGCUACUCUAGAUGCCGUCCAUGCAGCCAUUGAUGCUCGUCUUGAGCUUGAUGCAGACAUGAUUUCAACCGAUACUUUAUCACUUGAGCUACCAAUAGAGCCACCUCUAGAGCCAAUAGUAGAGCCAACAUUAUCCAUCAGCAGUUUGAAAGACCCAAUGAUAAGUGACCUUGAAUAUAGCGUUGAUGAUAGUAGUAACAACAAAGAUGUCGUACGAAUUCUCAUGUGGUUCCGACGUGAUCUUCGUCUUCACGAUAAUCUCGCGCUCACUGAAGCAUUAGAACUGGUGAAACAACAGCAAGAAAAGGUGAUAAAGGAGGUUUUGGCAUGCCAAGUGGUCUUUAUCCCGCUUUACAUUGUGCAUCGUCCCAAAAUCAUGUUAUGCGGUGUAAAUCGCUUUCAAUUUAUGCUCGAGAGCGUAUCGGACUUGGCCGACGCAUUGGCGGCUCGUGGAUCGCGUCUUGUGGUUGCUCGAGGAGACGGCUUACAAGUAUUACGGAGAUUGUUACCAGCCUGGCGCAUCACGCACCUGUUCUUUGACGCAGCAAGUGAACCUUUUGCUAUUGACCGAGACAAACGUGCAGUGGCUUUGGCGAUACGACUGGGUAUCAAAACACAAGUCACGCACGGAUACACGCUUUACGACUUGAAUAACGUUAUUGCAGAGAACGGAGGAGAGCCACCUAAAACGUACACGGCUUUUCUGCGGGCAUUGGCCAUGCAGCCAAUGCCUCCAAAGCCUCUACCGACGCCGGAACAAGUACCUGCUCCUGCUUUCUUGCCAAGCGAAUUGUAUCAGCAAGUUGUGGACUACGAGACGAAUCGUGUCAAGUCGGACAGAGACGUGCUGCAGUCAGACGCGAAGGAGGAAAAGGCGGAAGACGAAGAAGAGAUAGACGACUCCAAAGACAUAGCAAAGUACCUUAAAGAAAUUGCGGGCUCUGAGCAGCAGUUUACAAUCCCCGAGGUGACGGAAUUUGGCUACGAUGUACCCGAGCGGCACCCAUUUAUCUACGGCGGUGAGCAAAUAGCGCUGAGCAUUCUCCGUACUUACUGUCGUAAUGAAGGUCGUGUGGUUAAGUUCGAGAAGCCUAAGACGUCUCCAGCACAGACGACACCUUCUGCGUCGACAACAUCGCUAAGUCCGUUCUUAUAUUUUGGUUGCAUCAGUCCACGAACAUUCUUGCACCACGUACGAGGCAUUCAAAAACACCACGCCAAGGCAAUAUCAGCUACACCUGUGAGCUUGGACGGCCAGCUUCUUUGGCGUGAAUUCUUUCAUUGCCACGGUCUUGCCAAUCGAUAUUUUGACAAAAUGGAGGAAAGCUCUACAUGCUUGCAAAUUGACUGGAGAUGGCACAAAAUUCCAGAAAAGGAAGAAGAUAUGACUGAUGACGACAAGCUUGCGCGCUCACAAUUUAAGGCAUGGACAGAUGGCCAGACUGGUUUCCCUUGGAUCGACGCCAUCAUGAUCCAGCUAAAGGAAGAAGGUUGGAUGCAUCAUCUAGCGCGUCACUCGGUUGCAUGCUUUCUUACUCGUGGCGAUUUAUAUAUUUCUUGGGUCCGUGGACUUGAAGUUUUCCAAGAACGUCUUAUCGAUCACGACUGGAGUAUCAACGCUGGCAACUGGCUUUGGCUUAGCAGUAGCUAUUUUUUCACAGCCUACUUCCGGGUAUACUCCCCGUCAACGUUUGGAAAGAAAUGGGACCCCGACGGUCUAUUUAUCCGCAAAUACGUGCCGGCACUGAGCAAGAUGCCAGUAAAGUAUAUUUAUGAACCUUGGAAAGCACCCAUGACUGUCCAACACGCUGCAGGCUGCCUUAUUGGAAAAGAAUACCCGUUUCCCAUUGUGGAUCAUAAAAUCGCAAUGCGUCGGUGCAUGGCGGGCAUGAAAAAGUCAUAUGCCAUCGGCGAGUACGGAAGGCCACCGGUUGAACGGCCGCUCGCUAGCCCCACCAACAAACGCGCACGUGAAAACUCGUUGAGCUCGUCGGAGACAUCUGAUGAUUCCACGCUGUAA